GCGAAAGAUCGCAACGUUCAGGCAGGCCUCUCAAGGCAACCUCGUCGGUGUUCGAUCCGCCGUCGCCGCCGCGCUACGCCAGUUGCCCAGGUCUUCUUCGGUGCCUUCUCCGGCGACAAGCAACCGCCAGUUACCAUGGCAGCGAUGAAUAGUGAUUUGGGAGGCUUAGGUGGCAGGCCUGCAAACCCACAAGCAAAUCCUUUUGGAACUGCCUUGCAUGGUGCUGGAUCAGGAUUGAUCCGUACUGGACUAGAAGCAUACGGGGGGAGGAUUAUAGAUUCAAGUUCUGAAUUUAUGCAGAGCAAUAUAACACAAUAUUUAUCCAACCCUCAGUACUACUUUCAAGUCAACAGCCAGUAUGUGAGGAACAAACUGAAGGUCAUCUUGUUCCCUUUCUUGCACAGGGGUCACUGGACAAGAAUAACUGAACCGGUAGGAGGAAGGCUAUCCUACAAACCUCCAGUCCAGGAUAUCAAUGCACCAGACUUGUACAUCCCCUUGAUGGCAUUUGGCACCUACAUUAUAGUUGCUGGGUAUGCUUUGGGUGUUCUUGGAAGGUUUACCCCUGAGGCGCUGACCCUACAGUUCUCUAAAGGGAUACUUGGCUGGUUUCUGCAAGUCAUGCUCAUCAAAGGUCUGCUGUACUCCCUGGGCAGCAGUGAGGCUCCAUUGCUGGACGUAGUGGCAUACGCUGGAUAUGGUUUCGCCGGCACUUCCCUUGCGAUGCUAGCCCGCAUCUUCUGGAGCUACCUGUACUACUUCAUCAUGCCAUGGUUCUGCAUCUGCACGGGAGUCUUCCUUGUGAAGACCAUGAAGAGGGUUCUUCUGGGCGGGCCAAGGAGCUACGAGAGGCACCCCAGCCGGAACCACUACUUCCUGCUCUUCUUGGCGGCUGUGCAGUUCCCUAUGCUGUUCUGGCUCAGCAACAUCAGCGGCUGAUCUUUAAUCCUAUGGACUAUGGUAUGACCGUACGUCAUUUCAAAGAGGCUGUUAGCAGAAUAGACCUUGUGGUACUUCUUGCUUGCUGAUAAUCGAGGAGUGGGCAAGCAAAUGAAAGGACGUGUGAGUACCUCUUUUUGUUUCGUUGGAGGCGAAAGUAACCAUGAUCAUUUGGGAUAGGAUGAAGAUGACCGUGUAUUCUAUUUGGAUCCUUCUUACCAUCUUAUGCCUUGUGUACGCUCUAAUCUGACUUGUUUUUUUUUAUCUGAUCAUAAUACUACUUGAUUUUUCAGUUUUGGUUGGAUGUAAAAAAAUGAGACCGGCUUAGGGGGACUAGAUGUUUUUUUUUUCAAUUAUAUAAGGAAUUAAGGAAAUAAGCACCCAGUGGUUAACCACAGCCCAACCAAUUGAGGUAACCUCGCUUCAUAUUUUUGUUUCGGUAUAUAUGUUAACACCAGGUAUGUUUUGUGAUGAGUUGUGUGAGCUGCGUGAUUUUUUUGGAUGAUCUCUAAUUAUUUUGCUUUCCAGAGUUCGAACUUGGAAGGAGGCAGGCAGGGAGUUCAAACUUCGUGGAUGGUCUCUAAAUUGUGAAUCGAUAGAAGUGGGUUCACAUACUUGAAGAGCAUAUAUACCUAGAUUUUUUUUCCCUUUACUGUAACUCCAAAGAAUUUUUUUUUUAUUUCCCGUGAUGAAUAUCCACAAUCCUCGAGAACACAUGCAUGAUCAUAUGAUCUGCUCGAGACCCUUCUAUUACUUUUGUUUAGGCCUUCUUCUUUUUUUACCAUGAAGACAGGAUCAUAGGUUUUGUUCAGAAUUUCUUUUGCACGCGUCAAUAGCAUAUACUCCUUCACAAUA
This is a messenger RNA of Sorghum bicolor (sorghum), 1794 nucleotides long. RefSeq names its product protein YIF1B. Gene Ontology annotation, cellular component: endoplasmic reticulum-Golgi intermediate compartment; endoplasmic reticulum membrane; Golgi membrane. Gene Ontology annotation, biological process: endoplasmic reticulum to Golgi vesicle-mediated transport. The transcript is spliced from 5 exons. Lineage: Eukaryota; Viridiplantae; Streptophyta; Magnoliopsida; Poales; Poaceae. Bases 136 to 939 code for a protein of 267 amino acids. The record is from RefSeq and is a predicted model, not a curated record.